This is a messenger RNA of Prinia subflava (tawny-flanked prinia), 4713 nucleotides long. RefSeq names its product GIT ArfGAP 2 (gene GIT2). Gene Ontology annotation, biological process: synaptic vesicle recycling; regulation of ARF protein signal transduction; brain development. Gene Ontology annotation, molecular function: GTPase activator activity; small GTPase binding. The transcript is spliced from 21 exons. The record is from RefSeq and is a predicted model, not a curated record. Lineage: Eukaryota; Metazoa; Chordata; Aves; Passeriformes; Cisticolidae. Gene Ontology annotation, cellular component: synapse. The coding region runs from base 174 to 2699 and encodes 841 amino acids.
CCCGCCCGCCAUGGCGAGUGAGGGCAGGGCUCGCUGCAGAGCAGCCUUUUCCACCAGGCUUCCGAAGCCCCGUCUCUCCCGUCACCCGGGCGCAGCUGGCGGGGGAGCGCGGCCCCGGGCGGGAGCGCUCGGUGCUGCGCUGCUGAACCAGAGCUCAGUUUAAGGCAGAUCCCAUGCCAGGAGUAGAGAUGGCGACACAGGCGACAUGCGGAGCUGCACAGGGUGGCUCGGCGCGCAUGCGCGGGGCCGGCCCGGGGCUGGCGGGGCCCGUUACCGGCCCCGCUGCCGCCGCUGCCGCCGGUCCCGCGAUGGCGAAGCGCCUGAGGAGCAGCGAGGUCUGCGCCGACUGCAGCGCUCAGGAUCCUUGCUGGGCAUCCAUAAACAGGGGGAUCCUGAUCUGUGACGAGUGCUGCAGUGUGCACAGGAGCCUGGGCCGGCACAUCUCCCAAGUGAGGCAUCUCAAACACACCCCGUGGCCUCCAACACUGCUGCAGAUGGUGGAAACUCUGUACAACAAUGGUGCUAAUUCCAUCUGGGAACACUCCCUGCUGGACCCUGCCUCCGUGAUGAGUGGGCGGCGCAAGGCCAGCCCGCAGGAUAAAGUGCAUCCCAACAAAGCCGAGUUCAUCAGAGCUAAAUAUCAAAUGUUAGCGUUUGUGCAUCGCCUGCCGUGCCGGGAGGACGACAGCGUCACUGCCAAGGAUCUCAGCAAGCAACUCCAUUCCAGUGUGAGGACAGGGAAUCUGGAGACCUGUUUGCGACUGCUCUCCUUAGGAGCUCAAGCCAACUUCUUUCAUCCUGAGAAAGGAAAUACCCCGCUGCAUGUUGCUGCUAAGGCAGGACAGACUCUGCAAGCAGAGCUAUUGGCAGUUUAUGGUGCUGAUCCUGGCACACAAGAUUCCAAUGGGAAAACUCCAGUGGAUUAUGCAAGGCAAGGGGGGCACCACGAGCUGGCAGAGCGGCUGGUGGAGAUCCAGUACGAGCUCACAGACAGGUUGGCUUUCUACCUCUGUGGCAGGAAACCAGAGCACAAAAAUGGGCAGCACUUUGUUAUACCUCAGAUGGCAGACAGCAGUCUGGAUGUAUCAGAACUGGCAAAAGCAGCCAAGAAGAAGCUUCAGUCUCUAAGCAACCACUUAUUUGAAGAACUUGCCAUGGAUGUGUAUGAUGAAGUUGACAGAAGGGAAACAGAUGCAGUUUGGCUUGCUACUCAGAACCACAGCACACUCGUGACAGAGACCACUGUGGUCCCUUUUCUUCCUGUAAAUCCUGAAUAUUCCUCAACCAGGAAUCAGGGAAGGCAGAAACUGGCUCGAUUUAAUGCCCACGAGUUUGCUACACUGGUUAUAGACAUUUUAAGUGAUGCCAAACGAAGACAACAGGGAAAUUCUCUCACUGGUUCCAAAGAAAAUGUGGAGCUGAUCCUCAAAUCCAUCAGCAAUCAGCACAGCAGUGAAAGUCAGGACAAUGACCAGCCUGAUUAUGACAGUGUUGCUUCAGAUGAAGACACAGAUCUGGAAACAAAUGCAGCUAAAUCAAACAGGCAGAAGAGCUUGGAUUCAGACUUGUCAGAUGGCCCAGUGACAGCCCAGGAAUAUAUGCAGGUUAAAAAUGCCUUGGUGGCUUCUGAGGUGAAGAUUCAGCAAUUAAUGAAAGUGAACAUCAACCUGAGUGAUGAGCUGAGGAUUAUGCAGAAAAAGCUCCAAACGCUACAGAGUGAAAAUACCAACCUCAGAAGACAGGCCACAACCAAUAUCUAUCAGGUGCAAAGUGGUUCUGAGUACCCAGACCCCAGCAGCAAUUCCUCCCUAAAGCGGCGCCCGUCGGCCCGGGGCAGCAGGCCCAUGUCCAUGUACGAGACUGGCUCGGGGCAGAAACCCUACCUGCCCAUGGGGGAGGUCACCUACCCAGAGGAAAACAUCACCAGGCUGCAGCCCUUCCCUCCACACAUCGGGAGGAGUGCGUUUGUGACCUCCUCUUCAUCUCUACCUUCCUUCCCCUCCACGCUUUCCUGGUCGAGGGAUGAGAGCACACGAAGGACCUCGAAGCUGGAGAAGCAGAGCAGCGUGUCUGAGAGCGACUACGACAACCCCACCACCCCUGUGGAGCUGGAGGAGGCGGGGUCGGGCAGGAAGGGCCGGCAGCGCAGCGUCAUUUGGCAGGGGGAGGGCUCCAUCCCCGAGGACACAGACUCAGUCCCCAGCUCCAGUUUGCCCAGUACAGAAGACGUGAUUAGGAAAACUGAGCAGAUCACCAAGAACAUCCAGGAGCUGCUGCGAGCGGCACAGGAGAACAAACAUGACAGGCCCUUGGAGCGUGGGGGCACAUCCCAGCUCAGACACAGCCUCGGCGCGCGGGUCCCCGGGGCUGAGCGAGCGCCCCUGCAGCCUCUGAGCAGCCAGCAGCCCGGCCCUGCCUCCUGCUAUAUACCGUGCUCCGAGAGAAUACAUGUGGCAGUGACAGAAAUGGCAGCCUUGUUCCCAAAAAAGCCCAAGUCGGAGCUGGUGAGGACUUCCCUGCGGCUGCUGACAUCCAGUGCCUACAGACUGCAGUCAGAGUGCAGGAAAGCGCUGCCCGCCGAGCCCAGCCCCGCGCCCGACAUCCAGCUGGUGACACAGCAGGUCAUCCAGUGCGCCUACGACAUCGCCAAGGCUGCCAAGCAGCUGGUCACCAUCACAACCAAAGAGAACAACAACUGAGGCACUCGGGGCUUUUUACUCUGGGGUUUUUUAAAAGGUCGGAUUUCAACGUAUAGGUGUGGAACUAUGCGCAUUUUUACGAGGAAAAAAACUUCAAGGGGCAAGAAACUUUUUUUUUUUUAAACUCAGUAUUAUUUUUGCAUGUUUUCUAACAAUUUUAUGAUUAAUUUAACCCACUGCCUUAUUUUGUGCCUGUGUUGCCAGUGUAGUUAUGGAUAAUAGCAUGUUGCAAGUAGCUGUCGAGCCACUCUCAUGUCCCAGCGCUGUACCGAGCUCUCGUAGAUGUUUCCUUGGGGCCACGUCUUGCUUUCAGAUCCUGCUGGUGGAACUGCUCCAACACCACUGCACGGAUGGGAAGGCAGCAUCUCCAUCCCUCCAGAGCCUCCCCUGCUGGGAUCCCGCUGGCUGAGGCUCCCCAGGCUCCGGGACUGCUCCCAGCAGGAAGAAGGUUUGUCCUGGUAACGGGGUACAAGCCCAACGUUCUCUGUUCCCAUAUCAACUGUUGUGCAAUAUGUUUUUUUAGUCUGCUAAACCAGUAGUAGUUGUGGGCAUCCAAGCUUGUUACGUGUAACUCUACAAGGUCUUUGUCACUUUAUCUGUUUUGGAAGGAAUUUGAAACUUAAUAGUUAUUUCUUUUAGUUGUCACUAUGCCAUUAAUAUAUAUGUUUGAUGUUACUUUAGGGCAUUAGUGGUUAAAAUAUUAUCCUUUGUUUCUGAGUUAGUAAUUCAUUGUUAAGUUUCCUGCAGAAUUUUCCUGUCAUCUUUGAGGCACCGUCUUGUUUGCAGCAGCAUUUCUCAGUAACUCCACAUGCAAUUUCACUAAAGAUUUCUGUGCUCAUUAACAAAAAAGGAAGUUAGAAGAGUGCCAGUGCAAAAGCAGCUGUGUCUGCCACAGCACAUAACCUCUGUACCUCAACAUAUCCAAAUGUGAAAACAUUUCUCGUAUCUCCUAAGUUUUUUAUGCAAAUCUUUCAAAAUUUGACAACUUGCUGAGUAACCCCUGCCAGGCUGCCUGGCCCCAGUGGCCAUGGGUGCUCCAGGUUUCUUCAUCCAUAACGGUUCACAAAACUGUGUCAGUCCAUAAUUUUAAAAAUGAGAAUAUUUUUGAGAGUCUGAAUUUCAGGUGGUGCAGGAAAUCACUGAUUUUUGCCUCUGCCUGUGUCCCAUUUGGAAUUGUGUUGUCACUGCCCAGGAACCAGCCAUGGUGUGUUUGUGUGGAUAUAUCCAAGUGCCAUAGCACUGGAGGAUUCCUGGUGCUGUCUGGCUCCCAGAGUCUGAGGGAGGGAAGGAAUGGAGAGAGGAGAUGACAGCCCAGUAAAUUAAUGUUCUUCAUUGUGGAGUUUUAUUUCCUUUCUGCCCUUCUGAACCCCAGAAGCAGCUCUAGCCUGACAACGCAGGCAGGCUGGGAUUAAAACUGCAAAUGACCUUUGUGAAACCUACUUCAAAAUCAUGCAACUGGCAAUUAAUUAAAUGCACUGAGAAUCUUCUAGGAACUUUUCCUUAAAUUGGCAUGGCUGAAAGGCAGCAGAUGGUAUUUUUCAGUCUCUCAGGACACCGCUGUGUGCUGUUCUUCAACAUAUCUUACCUGCUUUCCAAAGCAGGGUGACACUGAGCUAUGGUGUUAUUUAUCACUGAUUUAAACCUGCCUUUGAUCCAAAAUCAAGACCACUUUAGCAACUGCCAGCCCCUGCUCCAGCUACACUGAAAUCAGAGUGGCCCACACCCCAAAGGAACCCCCAGCAGCAAGUUCAUGAACCCUCCACUCACAGCACUGCAGUCACAGAGUUUGUAGCACCUCGAGUAACAAAGGUGUGUUUUUCUUUUAGGACUAGACCUCCUCUUGUUCCCCUGUAAACAAACUUGCUCUUCCUUUACAAAAUGCUGCAGAGGAAAGGAAAAGCUUUUUUUUGCCUUUUUCCAAACCUUGUAUUUAUCAGUGUCAUUCUGUCUGUACAAUAUUUUGACUUUUAAUCUUUUGUUUACAGUAUUACUAUAAAAUGUUAAAACCCUUUCA